Catharus ustulatus (Swainson's thrush) is the source of this 2190-nucleotide messenger RNA. It is a transcript of the gene WDR41, whose product is annotated as WD repeat domain 41. Gene Ontology annotation, cellular component: lysosomal membrane. Gene Ontology annotation, molecular function: protein binding. The coding region runs from base 56 to 1435 and encodes 459 amino acids. Lineage: Eukaryota; Metazoa; Chordata; Aves; Passeriformes; Turdidae. The transcript is spliced from 13 exons. The record is from RefSeq and is a predicted model, not a curated record. Gene Ontology annotation, biological process: regulation of autophagy.
UCAGCCGCCUGUCGCUGCGCGCUGCCGCAGGACGGGCCGGACGGGGCCGGGCCCAAUGCUGCGCUGGCUGAUCGGCGGCGGCCGGGAGCCGCAGGGCUUGGCGGAGAAAUCCUCUGUACAGACAAUUGGUGAAGAGCAAAUACAGAAUCCUUACACGGAACUCCUUGUGUUGAAAGGCCAUCAAGAUAUAGUACGAUUUCUAGUACAAAUAGAUGAUUGCAGGUUUGCAUCUGCAGGAGAUGAUGGAAUCAUAUUUCUGUGGAAUGCUCAGACUGGAGAAAAACUUCAUGAACUUCAUGGGCACACACACAAAAUUACAGCUGUAGCACCAUUUUCUUCAUCAGAUGUUACUGAGGAAAAAACUGAUUUGAUUAUAACAGCAUCAGCUGAUAGAACAGUUAUUGUUUGGGACUGCACUAGUGGCAGACAGGUUCAGAAAGUGUCGUGUUUCCAUUCUACUGUGAAGUGUUUGACAGUUCUUCAAAGACUGAAUGUAUGGUUGUCUGGAGGGAGUGAUCUAUGUGUUUGGAACCGAAAAUUAGAUCUCUUGUGUAAGACCAGUCAUCUUACUGAUGCAGGCAUCAGUGCUUUGGUUGAAUUGCCGAAAAAUUGUGUUGCAGCAGCAGUUGGCAAAGAGCUAAUAAUUUUUAGGUUGAGUGCUACUAACAAUGGGUCUGAAGGUUGGAAUAUUAUUGAAGUAAAGCGCCUUGUUGACCAUCAGGAUAACAUUUCAUCAUUAGUCAGUGUCAAUGAUUUGACUUUUGUGACAGGCUCUCACAUAGGUGAGUUAAUAGUUUGGGAUGCACUUGACUGGACAAAGCAGGCAUCUGAAUGCAACUUCUGGGACUCCUCUGUCCAUCCGGAUGUACAGCCAGAAAUAAAGUUAUCCCAAAGCCCACAUGAAACUUCAGUUCAACACUUAACGUCUGACAACGAGUGUGUGUUUGCUGCUGUUGGGAAAGGCAUAUACGUAUAUAAUCUUCAAAUGAAGCGUGUGAUUGCCUGCCAGAGAACUGCUCACGAUUCCUCUGUGCUGCACAUUGAGAAGCUUUCAAACAGGCAGCUGAUUUCCUGUUCAGAAGAUGGCAGUGUGCGCAUUUGGGAACUCAGAGAAAAGCAGCAGCUGCCAGCUGAGCCGGUUCCGACAGGGUUUUUCAACAUGUGGGGAUUUGGAAGGGCAAACAAGCAGGCAAAUCAAGCUGCUAAGAAGAUGCAGGAGAAUACACCUGUGUAUUUCUUGGAGCUGGUUGGUGAUUUGAUUGGUCAUUCAUCAGCUGUGCAGAUGUUCCUGUACUUUGGUGAACUGGGAUUGGCUACAUGCUCUGCUGACCACCUCAUUAUUUUGUGGAAGGAUGGUGAACGAGAAUCUAGCCUCCGCAGUUUAACACUAUUUAAAAAAUUGGCACAAAAUGGUGACUUGCAGCUCAGACUUUAAAUUGUUUGAAUACGGGCUGCAUGUAUGUAAACUGGAUGUGUGUUAAACAUGAGUGUAAAGGUACUGAGCUGGGAAUCAACCAACUACUGGUAAAGCUUACACUUGAUGUCAUGUGUUAUAUUGGAACUUCUCUUAGUUGCUACUCUUCUCAAAGGAGAAUUUUGCAUUUUGGUAUACCAGAAAUGAUAUUCUCUUGAAAGACUGAAGGUAAAGAUGGCUCAUUAAAUAGUUUCUAAUAUUAUUCAGAAUGUUUAAAAUUAUCAUGGAUGAAUGUCAAAAUUAAGAAUUGUGAAAUACGUUGGAUGGAUCAUUAUGAAAGCAGUUGAGGGCAUCCACAGUGCAUGUGCAGGAAGAAGGCACGGGAAGAAAUCUGCAGCUUCCUUCUUUAUCUAAUUUAUUUCUAGAAGCUGAACUUUCCUCACUGAUGGCUCAGAUUUGUGCAUAUACAGAAAGCCCCAAAAGAAAGCAUUCUCGAAUAGAAAUUUUGCACUUAAUGUUAAUAUCCUGCACCAGUGGUAAGAAAAAGAAAAAAAGGUAGGUAAUGCCAGUUUGUCAGGUUCUUAUUUUUGGCAAACUGAGGUACAUAGAAACUGUUUACUAGUAGUAGCUGAAGUUUUACGUGGACUAUUCUACAUUACUGGAGUUUAUACAGCACCAUUACCAAGUCUAGCAUGCAGUGUGAUUAGCUUGGUCUUUCCAUAGUGCAUUCAUCAAAUUAAUUUGUAUCUAAUAAAAAGCAUUUGCCUUACCUUGAA